Molecule: messenger RNA, 5264 nt
Organism: Carcharodon carcharias (great white shark)
Lineage: Eukaryota; Metazoa; Chordata; Chondrichthyes; Lamniformes; Lamnidae
Product: phostensin-like
Exons: 4
Coding region: 403-3012 (869 amino acids)
Molecular function (GO): phosphatase binding
Source: RefSeq, a predicted model, not a curated record
GCAUGAGGGUCUGAGUGUCCGAGACUGGGUGUGAGGGUCUGGGUGUGAGGGUCUGAGUGUCCGAGACUGGGUGUGAGGGUCUGAGUGUCCGAGACUGGGAUUGAGGGUCUGAGUGUCCGGGGCCGGGCGUGAGGGUCUUGGUGUUUGUAAUGUGGCAGGGCGAGGAACUUGGAGUUUGGGAAUAGGUGUGAAAAUAUUGGCACAGGGGUUUGGGUACCUAGGUCUGGGAUUGUGCCUUGUGGAGAUAUCUGAAGGCUUUUGUCUUAGAGACUCCAUUGAUUUCCAGUGAGGGACUGACGUGAGGGGGCCGUGGUAGUUGGGGUGGCUGAGGUGGGUUUGGGUCUAGGGGCCUCCCAUUUACACUCCGUCCACAACCGGGCCUGGCCAGUGGCGGGUUUCAGAAUGGCGGCUCUGCCCCAGUGGAAGGUUCAACUCCUGGAGAGGAAGCGGAGGGACGAGGAAGAGGGCAGGCGCAAAGAGCAGGAAGAGCUGGAGAGACUGGCCAGGAUGCCGGCCUGGAAGAGGGAGAUCAUCGAGAGGAGGCGGGCCAGGCUGUGCUCGGGUUCCUCGCAGUCCGAAAGCCCGGCCGAGGCCCAGGCCAGGCCCAGCGUCCAGGCCGGCCCUGGUGGCAGCGCGGAGGCUGAAGGGAUGGAGCGGCCCUCCGGCCUGGAGCCUGAGGCCUGCGACGCCAAGGCGCAGGAGGACGCGGUCCUGCGGGAGAACAUCGGCCCCCUGCACCAGAACCACUUCAUCCAGCGAGAGAAACAGAGGAAGGAGGCCCCUGAGCUGGAACAGGCCCCUCGCGGCCGCCAAUUGGCCGAGCUGUUCAACCAGGUUACCGGGGCGAAGACCAUCCGGGUGGACAACAUCACCAUCGUCGAGUCCGUCCCUGCCCGCCUAGACAGCCAGGGGGAGCAGGAGGCUCUGAAUGGACUGUCCAGUAAGCCAGGGGCAAAUCAGCUUCACAUCAAAUCCUCCUUGAGCAGGAGUGUGGAGGACCUGAACACCUUCGAGAGAGGCCGGGAGGAGGAGGAGGACGAGGAGGAGGAGGGCGAGGAGGAGGAGGAGGAGGUGGCGGCGACCUCUGGGCGGGGGAGGGUCAGCCGGCUGCUCUUCAAGUUCGGCCAGAGGGGAGGCGCCGGAGCACACCCGCGCCCCACCCGUUCGCGCAGCACCGAGAACAUCAUCGAGCGCCCGUCCCACAGCGGCACCAGGAGCCGGAGCAGCGGGGUUACGGCCCCCCGCCUGGGGCGUAGGCCCCUGGACCGCUCGCCCUCCCCGGCCCCGGUGGCCACCCGUCGGUGCAGCGCGUCGGCGGAGGAGGGGCCCUGCCCGGCGCUGCCGCACACGGUAGCUGCCUUCCGCAGCCGCUUCGAAGCCCGGUUCGCGGAGGCUGGGGUGCCAGGGGCCAAGCGGGCGGAUUCCCCUCACCGCCCCGCCGAGGGGGGGCAGCCCGAUCAGCGGACGGCCGGACUCCCCGUCGAGGAUGCAGCCGGGCCCGGUCGGGGGACCCCAGAGGCCCGCGAUCAAGCCGCGCCGCGCCGGCACCAGGACCGGGGUGAGGCCGGCCACGCUGCCGACCGCCUGCCCGCUGUGCCCGCUGCCGAGCCUGCCAGGGCAGGGCCCCAGGAGCGGCAGGUGGCGAACACCGAAGACACCCCGGCCGGUGAACAGCCGCCGAGGGCCGACCCCAGCCAGAAGUGGAGGCCUCCGGCCCCUGCCAGCCUCGACGACGCCGUGGAAACCAAGCCAGUCCCAGCGGAGGCCCGAGCUGCGACCGAACCGAGGGCCCACCCCAAGAAAUCCUUUGCCACCAUUCCCCGCUGCAGGCAGGACGCUCCACCCGAGCAAGAGGUCGAGGCCCUUGUCUCCUCCGGACCUGGCAACUCAGCAGCCAGCAGCAUCAGCGUUCCAAAACCGCAGCCUGUCAGCACGGCUUCCUCUUCCUGUGGCGAGCAGGCCUCGGUCUGUUUUACUGUUGCAGCUGCUGCUGCUGCCGCUUCCUGCCUUUCUGCUGCACCCGACCAGAGAGGCACAGACAAUGGCUCCCGAGACCAGGAGGCUGAACUAGGCCCGGAGAGGCCACUGCUCCCAGAGUUUCGGCAGGAGCCGCCCGCCGCUGGGGAGGAAGCCGAGGGGGAGCCCAGCAUGAGCAGGCUGUACGGCGUCAAGCCUCCCUCUGUGGGCCCAGCCCGGGCUCCAGCAGCCAGCCCAGAGGAAGUGAGGCUUCCGGCCUACAGUGUCAGAGCCAGUGGCAGUCUAUUCAGCCGAUCGGAGGGGGCAGGUCAGGCCACCCCCACCCCCAGUAACAGUGAACCCCUAGCGCAGCAAAGCAGCCCCGAGACAGAGGCCUCCGAUGGGCAGGUGUGGAAAGCAACCUGGGCUCAAGCAGGGUCGAGAGAAGGCCCGUCAGCGGGAAGUGAAAGCCCACCGGCAACCACCACCAGGGCCGGUCGGCCAGGCCCGCAACGGAAAUCGGGCAAGACAAUAACCAUCAACCCCCGCAAGAUGGCGGCCAACAAGACCCUGCCCACGAGUGCGGUGACGGCAGAGAACGGUGUGGCCCCGUCAGCGGGAACGCAGCCCACUGCCGUGCCUGGGGCUCCGACGAAGAAGCGGUACCCGACGGUUGAGGAGAUCCAGGUGAUUGGCGGCUACCUGAGCCUACAGAGGUCGUGCCUGGUCAAGACGGGUGGCAGCCGGGGAAAGCAGGAACUCCAGUGUGACUUAUUGAAAUCUUCAUUGCAACACGAGAAGAGAUCCUGCCAAAGUUUGAAGAUCUCCUUUAAUGACUGUGAGCUGGAGUCUACAUUCGAGUACCCGUCAGAGCUAACGCUACUGGCUGAGCUAGGCCCAGACAAGGAUGAGGAGCCGGCCCAGGCCCGAGAGCCUGAUGAGGAGGAGGAGGUGGAAGAGAAGGUCCUGGUCCGUCGCCUCGGUGUAGACAAAACAUCUACGGUUAGCACAGCGAUCCGGAGGAAACCACUUAUUGUUGAUGAAAGCUGUAGGUGAUGACACAACCUAAGAGCGCGUUGACACGACUUUUGUCUUUGGAAACUGCCGCCAAAAUCUGCUUUCGCUCCUGUAAGCUGCCGAGGGCCUUGUGACAAGGGAAAGGACAAGCAAACAGUCCUACGCGUUCCUGCAUUUUAUUCAAUGGAACUUUAGCAAAUGACUUUUUUCAAACAAACCGCUGGGCCUCCAGCGGCCUAUUUCCAGCAGACGUUUCUCAGGAUUAAACUGAACUCCAGUAGGCUGUGUAGGCCUCAAGUUACCUUGUCAGGAGAAGACAGACAUUGGGCCUUUACACCCCAGAAGAAAUUUUCAGAUGUUUUAAAAUGUGCGCUGUAAGAGAUUUCCCAUGUUCGCUACCUUUUUAUCGCUUUAUCCGCUGGAUCAUUUGAAUUACUUCAAGAACUCAGGCCACUGGAGGAGGCCAGUUGCCACAGUAACCUACGUGUUUGUGCGCUUUGUGUGUCAGGGGUUGGUAUUCCAAUAACAUUUAUUCCCCUUGUCACCGUGUGUGUAAGCUGAGGCAGCACUGAUAUGUGAUAGGAAGUUCUGAGGGUGCUAAUCGAGAUGUGAGAGGAUAUUUGGCGAAAGGCAUAUAAAUAUAUUCCAGAUUCUUGACGGGAGGGGAGGGAUGGAUUCUACCAAGGCCCAGACUCCAUGGACACUGAUUCAGACAUGAGCAGGCCCCAGGGAUAGUUUCUGAUAGUUGCACUAAACCCAGAGUUAAGAUUGUGAUGUGGGGUUCAGUGCCCUGGAAAUGGAUUCUGACUGGGGUGGGGGAUGGGGAGUGUGCCAGGAACAAAUUAUGAGGGGUUGAGGGAGUGGUGAAUGAUUCUGUCCAGAUUGUUUUUCAUUCUGUUUGUGUUCUUUUUGAGAGAGGUUGGCAUAGAGUUCCAAAUCCCACCAGUCUUGUUGCAAUUCACCAAGAACAGAUCUGACCACUACCUCUGGCCCUUGGAUGUGCCUCACCAGGAGUAUAGGACUGUUUCAUGGUGGGGGGGGGGGGGCAGUUGGCGGGUUUCUGCCCUUCCCACGCAUUGCCCGAAUGCUAAUCCCUUGAACAUACUGAUGCCCAGUCUUAUAAAAAAUAAAAACCAUCUCCCCAUAGAUUUAGUGUAGCACCUUUGUCAUGUGAUUCGAUGGACCUGUUGCUCUGCCUGGGCUGGGGGCUGUACAGAUUUUCUAACGUCCCCUUUGCACAUACAACCAACCCCCUCCUCCCCCGCUUCCAACUGCCCCGUUGGCAGUAGCAUGUACAGGACAGGACGUGAUUUGGUAAAAGCAGUGAGGAGGAGCACCAGGGUCUGGAUUCGGGCAGUGAUUUCUGUUGCUGUUACUGUGGGGCGGGACAAUGCAGAGGUCAACAAACACCAAGAGUUGUGCAAGAAAAAGAGCAUCUCUCACACACGGCAUUCUCCCUGCAGCCCUGGGAUUCUCCCACAAUCAGAGAAUUCUCCCUAAAAAUCACAGAAUUCACUCCGAAAUCAUGGACGUCUCCUUGCCAACAUAGAAUUCUCCCCCAAAAUCAGAAUUUACCCAGAAAUCGCAGGAUUUUCCCUGCAAUCGUAGAAUUCGUCCCAAAACCAUGGAAUUCACUCCAAAAUCACUGGAUUCUUCGAGCGGUCGCAGAAUUCGACCCACAAUCACGAGAUUCUCAACGACAUUGCUGAAUUCACCCCCGCAAUCCAUGAACCUACCCUGAGAUCACUGUUUGUCUCUGGCCCUAAAUCAGCCUUAAAGCCAUUUUGCAACCAUCCUGAGAUCAUCGGAAAAGCAUCCUGGGAUUUCCUCCACAAUUAUCCUCGGCGUCAGACUGGGAGGUGAGAUGGAAUUGUUUGUGGUUAGAAGUCACUGUUAUUUUAUUUGCACUCGAGUUGUGUUCCGAUGUUCCAGCAGUGGCUGCGGAGUUCCUGUCUCCUGGCCCGGGUGUGAAAUCUCUGCAGCUGACCUCGGACAGCAUCACUGGCUGAUGUUACUUUUGUAUCAAAGUCAUGCUCUGAUGGGCUUAACAAGCUGUUGUGUGUGUGUUUUUUUUUAAAAAAAGACUGGCUGGGGGGGCUUCUGAGGCUCCUUUAAGCAUGGGCAGUUUUGUACAAUCUGUAUUGUUUGUUUUUUUAAAAAAUAUAUGAUUUUUUUUGUAUUAGUUCGAUAUAAACGGUUUUAACAUUGCACGCCAGCACUUCAAAUCUCACAUUCUUGCAUCCUUCAAACUGUACGCAUGCCUCAACCUCAAUAAAGUUUUGUAACUGGCA